AUGUCUCCUCCCAACACCACACCCACGGCCGGAGAGAUAGACUCUGGCUCCGAUGACGAUCUCGACCUCGACGAACUAGAUCCCAUCGUUAAUCCCUCCCGUCACGUAAGGGGCGACGCUCCCUCUGAGCCUGCUGCCCGCCGUGCAGGAAAUGGCUCCACAAAUAUUCCGCUGCAACGACUGCAGAGGUUUGGCAGCAGUCGCUUAUGGCCAUCGACAGGAAAGAGGAGUAGGGGAGACGAUGGCACAGAAGAUUCAGAAGGGCUUUUGGGCAGCUGGCGCGGACACACACAAGGCAACGGCCAUGUCAGACUGUGGUCGGAGGACCAAGUAGGUUGGAAUGUCAGGCCGGAAAGAUAUCAGAGGGUGCAUCGACAGGGGAGCAUCUCUCAAAGCCGGGACACGCACUCACGCCGCUCCAGCGUCCGUCAAAGCAUGCAAAUCUCCGACUUUGUCCGACAAGAAUUGGCAGAUAUGCGUGAGAAUGAGCAGGAAUUCAGCGUCCAGGAAUCCCGUGAGGUCAGCGUCGGGCAUGCUCAGAAGAAGCGAUUUCCCACGAAUGUCGUGUCCAACGCCAAAUACACCGCUUGGUCCUUUUUGCCACGAACCUUGUACAACGAAUUUUCCUUCUUCCUCAACGUCUAUUUCCUCCUGGUCGCGUUGUCUCAAAUCAUACCCUUUUUGCGAAUCGGUUACAUGUCUACAUAUAUUGUGCCUCUGGUGGUGGUCCUUACAAUCUCGAUCGGGAAGGAAGCAAUAGACGACAUUGUGCGGCGGCGACGAGAUGCCGAAGCGAACGCUGAACUAUUCACCGUGUUGUCCUUUUCCGACACUGCUCGGAACGGCGUGUCCGAAAUUCAGAAACGGUCGCGAGAUAUUAAAGUCGGCGACAUUCUAAAACUUGAGAAGAACCACAGAGUCCCUGCGGAUCUUGUCAUCCUUCAGAGUCAUCUGACGGAACUGACACUAGAGUCAGCUUCUGAUUCUGCAGCAGCUCCUUCAUCUCAGGGUGCUGGGGAGACCUUCAUCAGGACGGAUCAGUUGGACGGGGAGACGGACUGGAAGCUACGGCUCCCGAGUCCAUUGAGUCAGAAUCUCACCUUGAAGGAUCUACAACGUCUUAAGGUCACAGCUGGUGCUCCCGACAAGAAAGUCAAUGAAUUUGUGGGGACUCUAGAACUUCAAGCAAGCCUGGCAGCGGCCUAUGACCCACAUUUGCGCAGAGACGACCUGGCAGAAGACGGCCCCAGCUCAAACGACCUUGAUCACGUCGCGUUUAACAGACAGAGCUCAGCACCUUUGACUAUUGAUAACACAGCUUGGGCCAACACCGUGUUGGCGUCGAGCACCAUAACUUAUGGUGUGGUCAUCUACACGGGCAGGCAGACACGAUCUGCUCUGUCCACGUCACCAUCAAGGUCCAAGACUGGUCUUCUGGAACUGGAAAUCAACAACCUAACGAAAAUCCUCUGCAUCAUGACCCUGAGCCUUUCCAUCAUUCUCGUCGCACUUGAAGGGUUCGAACCAUCCAACAAGAAGCCAUGGUACGUGGCGAUCACGAUCUACCUGAUUUUGUUUUCGACAAUUAUUCCCAUCAGCCUCCGUGUGAAUCUUGACAUGGCGAAAACGGUGUAUGCCUAUUUCAUUCACCAGGACAAAGGGAUUCCAGGCACAGUUGUCCGCACUAGCACUAUCCCGGAAGACCUAGGUCGAAUCGAGUAUCUGCUGUCUGACAAGACUGGGACACUGACUCAAAAUGAGAUGCAACUUCGGAAGAUCCAUGUUGGUACAGUUGCAUAUGCAGGCGAGGCAAUGGAAGAAGUCGCAGCCUAUGUUGAUCAAGCGUUCGCAGCUGGCGGGAAUCAAGACGUCCACGUCUCAGAGCUGGGCGCAACGACGAAAACUCGGCGUGAAAUAGGCGUUCGCGUUCGCGAUCUCGUUCUCGCUCUCGCGCUAUGUCACAAUGUCACACCCACUGCGGACGAAGUUGAUGGAGAAAGAGUAGUGUCCUAUCAAGCGUCAUCACCUGAUGAGAUUGCCAUUGUCGAGUUUACGGAAAGCGUUGGCCUCCGUGUUCUUCAGCGGGACAGGGAGAACAUUGUCCUUCAGUGUGUCUCUACAAAGCAGGUGGUCAUUCGAGCAGAGAUCAAAGACAUAUUUCCAUUCACUUCGGACAGCAAGCGCAUGGGCAUUAUCGUUCACCUUUCCUCAGAGGUGCCUGGAUUGUCUCACAUCGAUGAACUAUGGUUCUUCCAAAAGGGUGCAGACACGGUCAUGAGCUCCAUUGUGGCAGCGAAUGAUUGGCUGGACGAGGAAACAGCCAACAUGGCCCGCGAAGGGCUUCGCACACUCGUGGUUGGCCGCAAAAAGCUGUCGCCAGAGCAAUACAGAGCCUUCUCCUCCGAAUAUGCGGAUGCGUCAUUGGCAUUACACGAGCGAGAUGCGGGGAUGGCUGCUGUCGUGAAGAGACACCUCGAGCAUGACCUGGAACUUUUGGGUGUCACCGGGGUCGAAGACCGCUUGCAAAAGGAUGUCAAACCCUCCCUCGAACUGCUCCGUAACGCCGGGGUCAAGAUCUGGAUGCUGACGGGCGACAAGAUUGAGACAGCGCGUUGCGUAGCAAUUUCAGCUCGCUUGGUGGCACGAGGCCAGCAUAUCCAUACAAUGGCCAAGCUGAAAGCCAAAGCGCAGGGCAAGGAUGCGCUGGAUGUAAUGCGCAAUCAGACUGAAUUAUGUCUGCUCAUCGACGGCGAGUCACUGGCACUGAUGCUCAGCCAAUUCCGCCAGGAAUUCAUCACCAUCGCAGUCCAGCUAUCCGCAGUGAUUGCCUGUCGCUGUUCGCCGGCGCAGAAAGCUGACGUGGCGCUCUUGAUUCGCAAACACACCAAGAAGCGCGUUUGCUGUAUUGGGGACGGCGGCAACGAUGUCAGCAUGAUCCAAGCCGCGGAUGUGGGCAUUGGGAUUGUUGGCAAAGAAGGCCGCCAGGCCUCACUGGCAGCUGAUUUCAGCAUUGAACAAUUCUGCUAUCUGACGAAAUUGCUGGUGUGGCAUGGGCGCAACAGCUACAAGCGUUCGGCAAAGUUGGCUCAGUUCAUUAUCCACCGUGGAUUGAUCAUCAGUGUGUGUCAGACGAUGUAUAACAUCGCCGGGCACUUCGACCCCAAGGGGCUUUUCAAGGAUUGGCUGAUGGUUGGUUACGCCACGGUCUACACCAUGGCUCCUGUUUUCUCCCUCGUGCUCGAUCGAGACGUGGAUGAGCAGCUCGCCAACCUCUACCCGGAACUAUACAAGGAACUCAAGUCGGGGAAGAGCUUGAGCUAUCAGACUUUUUUCACCUGGGUGUUGGUGUCGGUAUACCAGGGUAUCAUUAUCCAAGGUCUGUCGCAACUUCUGGUUGGGGAAGUCGACGGGCCUCGCAUGCUCAGUGUCAGUUUCACCGUCCUCAUCCUCAACGAGCUGAUCAUGGUGGCUGUAUCAGUGACGACGUGGCACCCUAUCAUGAUUGUCUGUAUUGUUGGCACCGCGGCACUGUAUGCGGCGAGCGUGCCCUUCCUCGGAGACUAUUACGACUUGGCGUAUGUGGCCAGCUGGAGUUGGGCUUGGAGAGUGGCAGCCGUGGGAGCGAUCAGUCUUGUGCCUGUUUGGGGUGGGAAGGUCAUCAGACGGACGUGGAAGCCGCCGAAUUAUCGCAAGGUGCAAGGUAUAUAG
Fonsecaea erecta is the source of this 3708-nucleotide messenger RNA. RefSeq lists its product as hypothetical. Gene Ontology annotation, biological process: endocytosis; phospholipid translocation; retrograde vesicle-mediated transport, Golgi to endoplasmic reticulum. Gene Ontology annotation, cellular component: plasma membrane; trans-Golgi network; endosome. NCBI's taxonomy places the organism in Eukaryota, Fungi, Ascomycota, Eurotiomycetes, Chaetothyriales, Herpotrichiellaceae. The transcript has a single exon. The record is from RefSeq and is a predicted model, not a curated record. Bases 1 to 3708 code for a protein of 1235 amino acids. Gene Ontology annotation, molecular function: ATP hydrolysis activity; ATP binding; magnesium ion binding.